GUUCAUGCGACCCUGACCUAUGUGUAUCAUAUAUGUAUGUUAUUUCCAUGUCCAGUAAUUAACUUGAGCUACUUCCAAAUUAGUCACUUUAACCAAGUUGCAAAGGCCCAAUGGUACUAAAAUGAACAGUCAGCAGCGUUCAAGUUGUCUUGUUAUGUUGGGCACGUAACAUGUUUGAAACAAAAUUCAAUAUAACACUGUUGACCUUACAUUAUGGUGCUCUUUAGGCCUGUUUGGGAUUUGUUACAGCGACACUGUUCAUUGCGCAUGCGUGAAAUGUAUCAAUUCUACAUAAUGAUCUCUGAUGACAGGGACACUCAGUGCUCGAACGAAACGUUUACCCACAAUCGUAUGUAGUAUUCGUUUUGUAGUAUCUCGCCCUUUUCGAUCUCGACUUUCGUAACUUAGUUACUUACUUUCGACUAGUUUUCUCUACUGCCGGCGUUACCUCUUGGGAAAUAAAUUCAUGGCAGGGACUAUUAUGUUGUCUGUUCAUCCCUCACGGGGACUCGUGGACGAAAAGUUCCGAGUGGAGGUGGAGAAUCUCCCCCCUGCAUGCCCAGUGACUCUGCACUGUCUCCACCGCUCCGAGGACCAGGACCACUGGGAAGCCUUCGGGCAUUACUGCAGCGACCACAGCGGGACGGUGAAAGUGUCUGAAGAUGAAAGUUUCGGGGGAACUUACAGCGGAAGGGAAUGUAUGGGACUGCUGUGGAGCAUGCGACCCGUUCCAGGCAGUAGAAGGGGGCUUAGGUUGAGAAAGACGCACGUUGACGUCCCCAUGACGCUGCUAAUAUCGGUGUACAGAGGUCACCUGACCGCGGGCUUCAGAGAGCUGCCUCCCGUGGCCUCGGUGGUAGCGGAGAGGUGGUACAUGGCGCCCGGCGUCAAACGCAUCGCAGUCGAGGAGCGAGGAGUCGUUGGCACUUUCUUCAUUCCUCCGGGCCCUGGGCCCUUCCCCGGUGUGCUGGACAUGUGGGGUGGGGGAGGCGGACUGGUGGAGUACCGCUCAGCCCUGCUCGCGUCCCGCGGUUUUGCGUCCAUGGCCCUCAAAUACAUCGACCCUGGGGACACUCCCACGGAUAUGCGGAUGGGCUACUUUGAGACAGCGUUUCAGAUCAUCCAAGACCACCCGCAGGUUAUCACCGACCGGGUGGGCAUUCUUGGCCUUUCCUUUGGCACUUCAGUGGCCCUGACUGUAGCCGCUUACUCCCAGAUCAGCAGACCUCGUUGCUGUGUUUGUAUCAGCGGCAGUCACGCCUACCCAAUAACCACACCCAUGGAUCUAUUGGCAGAGGCAAGGGUUAGGAACAGUGAGAAAGUUGGGAAGGAUGAAGAAAACAACGUGAUAUGGCGAAACAUGAUUCUACCGAUCCCCACGGACCCAGCCUUGAGAGUUGACGUGGGGAGAAUUGAGUGUCCGCUGCUGCUUGUCAACGGAGACGACGAUCAGAACUGGGCCACUACAGAGUCCGCAGAAGAUAUAGCCAAUAUGAUGUCUGUUGCUGGCAACAAACACCUGCUGACCACCCUGACGUACCCCAAAGCGGGUCAUCUUAUCGAGCCCCCCUUCACCCCACAUAUCAGGGCCAGCAACUUCAUCGUUCAACAUACCAGAGAGAAAGUGAUAAUGCUGUGGGGAGGAGAGCCCAAAGGUCAUGCAGUUGCUCAAGAAUAUUCUUGGAAGAGGAUCUUAAACUUCUUGAAGGAGCAUCUGUGUAUCCAACCCACCCUGGCUCCCCAGGCCAAACUAUGAAUGUGUCACACACAC
Molecule: messenger RNA, 1771 nt
Organism: Gadus macrocephalus (Pacific cod)
Lineage: Eukaryota; Metazoa; Chordata; Actinopteri; Gadiformes; Gadidae
Product: acyl-coenzyme A thioesterase 1-like
Exons: 10
Coding region: 467-1756 (429 amino acids)
Biological process (GO): fatty acid metabolic process; acyl-CoA metabolic process
Molecular function (GO): fatty acyl-CoA hydrolase activity
Source: RefSeq, a predicted model, not a curated record